Humulus lupulus (European hop) is the source of this 1460-nucleotide messenger RNA. RefSeq names its product 1-aminocyclopropane-1-carboxylate oxidase homolog 1-like. Lineage: Eukaryota; Viridiplantae; Streptophyta; Magnoliopsida; Rosales; Cannabaceae. The transcript is spliced from 3 exons. Bases 151 to 1263 code for a protein of 370 amino acids. The record is from RefSeq and is a predicted model, not a curated record.
UCGAUACCAAAGUGGUUGAUCCAAAUUUUUUGUCAUUUUCUUCCUAACAACUAAGGUUGACCAAAGUGGUCUAUAUCUAGUAUAUAAUCUGCCAAUAUAAGAGAACUUGAUCAAAAUCAAACGAGGCUGCUCCUGCACCAAGCUCAUUUCAUGGCAAAAUAUGAUAGAGCAGCUGAGCUUAAAGCUUUCGACGAAACUAAAGCUGGUGUCAAAGGACUUGUCGAUGCUGGCAUCGCUGAGAUUCCACGUAUUUUUCAUCAUCCUUGGUCUGAUGAUCAUUACACCAAGAACAGUAGUUCAGUUUCAGGAGAAACUACUGUACCGAUCAGUAUUCCAGUUAUAGACCUUGAAGGUCUUGACAAAGACGAUGUUCGACGAAAGAAGAUCGUUGAGAAGAUAGGAAAAGCUUCAGAGAGUAGUGGCUUCUUCCAAAUUAUCAACCAUGGAAUCCCUGAAAGUGUUUUGGAGGAGAUGAAAGAAGGUGUUCGACGAUUUUUCGACCAAGAAACUGAGGUGAAGAAAGAGCUUUAUACUCGAGACUACUCGAAUCCAGUGUACUAUAACAGCAACUUUGAUCUGUAUACUGGUAUUUCAACCAAUUGGAGAGAUUCCUUUCUUUGUCAUAUGGCUCCUAACCCUCCAAAACCAGAAGACUUGCCCAUAGUAUGCAGAGACAUACUUUUGGAUUACUCAAAACAAGUAGUGAAAGUGGGUACAUUAUUGAUGGAAUUAUUCUCUGAGGCUCUAGGGUUGAAUCCAAAUCACUUGUACGACAUAGAUUGCGCGGAAGGAUUAACAGUUUUAGGUCAUUACUAUCCACCAUGUCCGCAACCAGAACUAACUAUGGGAGUAACCGAGCAUGCUGAUGUCGACUUCUUCACUGUGCUUCUUCAAGAUGAAGUUGGUGGUCUUCAAAUUCUAAACGACAAUCAAUGGAUUGACAUUUCACCUCAAUCGGGGGCUCUAGUGGUCAAUGUUGGAGAUCUUAUGCAGCUUAUAACAAAUGACAGAUUCAAAAGUGCUGUGCACAGAGUUGUGUCAAGCCAUGAAGGUCCUAGAGUAUCUAUAGCAAGCUUCUUCUGCACUGGUAUGAUUCCAACCUCAAAAUUGUAUGGACCCAUCAAAGAGUUACUAUCAGAAAACAAUCCUCCAAUUUACCAGGAAGUCACAACGAGUGAUUGUUGUGGUCAGUUACAAUUGAAAGGCCUUGGUGGAAAGAAUUCGGUCUUGGAUUAUUUUAAGCUUGACAAAACAGAGAAAUGAAAUGGUCAAAUUCAUUAUUAUAUAUAUGAUAUGAUGUUGAGAUCGAUCUAGACUAACUAAGUUUAAUUAAUCUGUUUACUUAAUAGUUAAUCUUCAUAGAUUUGGUUAACAUGUUUGGUUAUCUCUUUAUGAUAAAUCUGUAAUUGUUCUUUUAAUUUUCCAACUUGUGUUCGUACUUUGUAAGCAUGCUUAACCGU